AUGUACGACACGACUUACUUCCGCGCAACUUGGGUCCUAACCGCUCUGGACGCUGGAUUUUGGACGGCGAUGAAGAUCAAAGUCAAAUGGUUAAGAGACCUGGCGAGCAUUCUAUUCUCUCUAUUUUACCUAGUAGCGGCAGAACGAGCGGAUGAGAAAGUCCGCAAAGUCCGAGGUAUGAUCACGGUCGAGCACCUCCGCGUUGCGUGGAACAAAGGCACGACACCUUAUUUGAGUGUAUUACAACGCCUAAUGCGACCCCGAUUCACAAGAUGGCCUCCAAGGCAGAUUCGGAUUCCCCGGCCAUCGAAUAGUGAUUACAAGGAACCCAUCCUGGCAUGGUUGUAUUUUGACGGGCCACUAGCGGAUUUACUGCUUCACAACAGACUUGUGCUGGAUAUUCCCGGCGGAGGCUUUGUUGCCAUGGAUCCUCGAUGCAACGAUGACAAGCUCCUUGCUUGGGCAUCAAAGUCUGGACUGCCUAUUCUUAGUCUGGACUAUAAAAAGGCCCCAGAAUUUCCCUAUCCCUAUGCCGUCAACGAGGUAUUCGAUGUGUAUGCCGCCAUCAUCAAUACAAAAGGACGUUGCAUCGGCCUGUCAGGUCGCGAGACGCCUCGAAUUAUUAUCACGGGUGAUAGUGCUGGAGCCAACCUUGCUGUUUCCGCAACUUUGAUGAUUACCGAGACGAGUGAUGGUGAGUUCCGGCGAUUUGCUGGCCGAGGAGUACUCCCCGCUCCUGACGGUUUGGUGUGUUUCUAUCCAGCCCUGGACAUGAAUAUCGGAAACUGGAUGACAGAUGAGCAAAUGUCAUUGAUUAGAGACCGUAAGAUGCGCAAGACAAAUAGAACUAUUGCCCGACGCAAAAGCAUGCAAUACAACCAGCUGGUGGGAACACCACAUCACUCAGAUGACGAAGACGAAAUCACUCCCCCCGAAUCAGUUUCUAUUCCGCUCAGAAGUCCUCACGAUUGCCAGCCUCAAUUCUCCCACACUGGGCCCCAAUCCUUCACCUCAAAUAAGGAGAGGAACGGACCCAAAAGGAUGGACAAUAUGUCUCACCACUCGCAGCCGAUGCAAACUCGUCUCGCAACAUCCUCAAUGAUUUCCUACUUUAACGACCGAGUCCUCACUCCGGAAAUGAUGCGAGCCAUGAUUAUCCUCUACAUCGGACCCCAUAAUCGACCUGACUUCUCGCAGGAUUAUCUCUUAAGUCCGGUCCUCGCGCCUGAAAACCUUCUCGCCAGGUUCCCCAAAACAUACUUCAUGACGGGCGAACGUGAUCCUCUCGUCGAUGACACCGUCAUCUUCGCAGGCCGUCUCCGUCGCGCCAAAGGGGCCGUAGCAAGGGAACAAGGCCGGCCCUUUGACGACACUGAAGCAGCUGAAGUUGCCCUCAUCCCCGGAGUGUCCCACGGAUUCAUGCAAUUCCCAGGAAUUUAUCCUCCUGCCUGGAAACACUUUGAUCGGUGCGUUCUCUGGUUCGAACAGCUCUUCCUCGAAGCAGAGCACCAUCGCACCAAGAACCAACACCCUACUCAUCUCUCCCCGCGCACAGAAAGGAUGGCAUACCACAGUCAGCAACGACAACAUCACCAACACCACUUGGCAGAGUCUAGUGGGGAGGAAGAUAAGCCAUUGGAGAUUAGCAUGACCAAGCUGAAUAGGGGACGGAGCUCAAAUGCUUCUGGGGCAGAGAAGGUGGAAAUGGUAUCAAAGGAGAAGGGAAAUGGCGAUGCGAAUAAACCUAGGAAGAGGAUUUUGAGUAAGAACAAGAGUCUCAUCAAGCUAGGCAGUGCAGAUGACUUGUUGGAUAGAAGGAUGGAGGGGUUGGCAGGCGGGCUGACAGGGACAGGGGAGGACAAUUAA
Molecule: messenger RNA, 1866 nt
Organism: Metarhizium acridum CQMa 102
Lineage: Eukaryota; Fungi; Ascomycota; Sordariomycetes; Hypocreales; Clavicipitaceae
Source: RefSeq, a predicted model, not a curated record